UCCCAUUUAUAAAUUCAACCUCUUCCGGCCACCCUUUUCCACCUCUCUCCUUUCAUCAUUCUUCCGCCAUCGAUAUGGCCACCGACCCCGAUCCCGAUCGUGCCUUGCUCUUCCUCAUCCUCCAAUUCCUCGACCACCAAAACCUCUCGGAGACCGCUCGAUCAUUGGAAUGUGAAACGGGAUUGUUCUUCAACAUGACUUAUUUUGAGGAGUUGUUGAACUGUUGUGCUUAUAAUGAGGCUGAAAGCUACCUUUGUGGAUUCACUGAUAUUCACGAUAAUAUUUAUUCCACAAAGAUCUACUUUGGGAUUAGAAAGCUCAAAUUCCUUGAAGCACUAGCAGAUGGAGAGCGGGAGGUUGCUCGUGAAGUGGUUGAAAAGGACAUCGAAAUCUUCGACCAAUAUAAUCCCGGGUCUCACAUAUUGCUUUCAAGUUACAAAAAUAUGAAAGAAGCAAGAAAAGUUGUGAUGGAAAAUAUCAAGAAAUGCAUUGAAGCUAAUCCCCUUCUUCAAGGGAAGCUUUCAUUUCCGCCGCUUUCGACGACGCUGCAAGCCUUCUACAUGGAGGCUAUGGCCUCCCGGGGCAGGGCACCGGCGACUUGCAGGCGAGAUUUCAAAGAUUGAAAGUAUCAAUGAGAAUUAGAUUUUAUUGGGGAUAUAUUAUUGCUGCUCAACAUAAAAACUGUUCUUCAUGAUCUUUCAAUUAAUUUAUGUUUUGUAAGUAAUUUUAACGAAGUGAAAAUAAAAAGUACGCUUAGACGUUUGGUUAUGCA
Cucumis melo (muskmelon) is the source of this 772-nucleotide messenger RNA. Its product is annotated as protein TPR1-like. The record is from RefSeq and is a predicted model, not a curated record. The coding region runs from base 75 to 623 and encodes 182 amino acids. Gene Ontology annotation, molecular function: protein binding. Lineage: Eukaryota; Viridiplantae; Streptophyta; Magnoliopsida; Cucurbitales; Cucurbitaceae. Gene Ontology annotation, biological process: regulation of DNA-templated transcription. The transcript is spliced from 4 exons.